GGACUUCCUCGGCUCUGGGGGUGGGCGGAGGCGGCCGGAGGAGCAAGCGGGCCCCGGGCUCGCUGUUGCCCAAAUUACGCGGAGGCACGUGUGCAGUCCCGGAAGCGGCUUGGGGACACUGCCCCGCGCGCGCAACGCAGCUGGUGUGCUCGGGUCGGGUCUGGCUGGGCCAUGGAGUCGUUGCCUGAGCCCGCGCCCCGGCUCAGGCCCCGCUGGCUUCUGCUUCUCCCUCUGCUUCUGUUGCUGCUGCUGCUGCCAGCCCCAGAACUGGGCCCAAGCCAGGCCCAAGCCGAGGAAACCGACUGGGUUCGCCUGCCCAGCAAAUGCGAAGUGUGUAAAUAUGUCGCUGUGGAACUGAAGUCAGCCUUUGAGGAAACUGGCAAGACCAAGGAGGUCAUUGACACGGGCUAUGGCAUCCUGGACCGGAAGGCUUCCGGAGUCAAAUACACCAAGUCGGACUUACGGUUAAUCGAAGUCACUGAGACCAUUUGCAAGAGGCUCCUGGACUACAGCCUGCACAAGGAGCGGACUGGCAGCAAUCGGUUUGCCAAGGGCAUGUCAGAGACUUUUGAGACACUGCACAACCUGGUACACAAAGGGGUCAAGGUGGUGAUGGACAUCCCCUACGAGCUGUGGAACGAGACCUCUGCGGAGGUGGCUGACCUCAAGAAGCAGUGCGACGUGCUGGUGGAAGAAUUUGAGGAGGUGAUCGAAGACUGGUACCGGAACCACCAGGAGGAGGACCUGACCCAGUUCCUCUGUGCCAACCAUGUGCUAAAGGGCAAGGACACCAGUUGCCUGGCAGAGCAGUGGUCCAGCAAGAAAGGGGACACAGCCGCCCUGGGAGGGAAGAAGUCCAAGAAGAAGAGCAGCAAGGCCAAGGCGGCAGGCGGCAGUGGCGGCAAACAGAGGAAGGAGCUGGGGGGCCUCGAGGGAGACCCCAGCCCCGAGGAGGAUGAAGGCGUCCAGAAGGCCUCCCCCCUCACACACAGCCCCCCUGAUGAGCUCUGAGCCUAACCCAGCAUCUCCUGAACCGAGACCCCUGACCUGGAAGUUGGAGAAUCUGGGGCACAGCUCUGGCAGGCAAAGACAGCGCUCGGGUCCUCAGGUCCUCCCUGCCUCGGCUGUGUCCUCUUCCUGGCGGGGAAAGCCACAGCUCUGGGAAGAAAGCAGAUCAGCUUCGGUCAGCCCGCGCUGGCCUUUUCCCUCUGCCAAGCGUUUUUCUCCUGGCAAGGCUUCAGGCAAGCCGUGGGAUGUCUGGACGGUGGAGGAUUCCUGUGUGAGCUCAGGAGGCGCAGGUGUUGGAGCUGGGCCCCAGGACCGGAGCCCUCCAAAGCCCUUGGGGAGGGCACGCCCGGCCUUCACCUCCUCUCGCUCCUGCCUCCGCAGGGAAGCAAGACUGCAGCCCCAGCUCCUCCUCUCUGCUCAUCCCUCCUGUGGACACCUUGUGCUCUGCCCGGCCCUCCUCGGGGCUCACAGAGUAAAAACCUUUUGGCCUUUUUGUUCCGA
Messenger RNA from Hipposideros armiger (great roundleaf bat), 1509 nucleotides. RefSeq names its product canopy FGF signaling regulator 3 (gene CNPY3). Lineage: Eukaryota; Metazoa; Chordata; Mammalia; Chiroptera; Hipposideridae. The transcript is spliced from 6 exons. The record is from RefSeq and is a predicted model, not a curated record. The coding region runs from base 172 to 1011 and encodes 279 amino acids.